AUACUUCCACAAAACCACGAACUGGGAGCGCAUCGGGAUUAGAGCCGGACACCAGCAGGUUCGCAUCUACUACUUCAUUCUAUCGGCUGGAUUUUUUUUCUUUCUAACUCCGUUCCUACUUUUUGUCCGGUGGAGAAUGUAAAUAUUUAUUACACUAUACUCGUCCAGAUGAGCGGAUGAAGAGUACUUUUUUAAAUGAGCGGCAGUAUUGCAUGUUGACGCAUGGUUGGUACCUCUCCGCGGAAGAUGACCAAGGCGCGCUCCGUCAUUACUGUGCUGGGACUCCUCCUCGGGCUCAGCAGUGUCGCCGCGAUAGACCUGAAGUUUGUUCCUGACCCUCCAUGGCUCAACAUCCAGGACCAAAUUCACAGAAUCAACGUCACAGAAACACUGGAGCUGCGAUGCAGCGGCCGGCAGCUCCUGGACUGGACCACGCCCUACAACCGCAGCCACACAGAGGGGCGCGUGUCUCUGAGCGACUGCAGCGGCUCUGGCCUCUUCUGCUCCGCCCUGCUCAUCACCAAGGCAACGGCCAAUGAGACGGGAGAGUACCGCUGCUCCUACCGCCACCUGCCUGUGGAGGAUGGAAAGACCUCUGCUGCCGUUUAUGUCUACGUACAAGACUACAAAGCUCCGUUUGUGCGCUCAUCGCAGAACUACGAUGUGGUGUUUAUCCGCGAGGGCCAGCGGGUGGUCAUUCCCUGCCUGGGGUCGGUGGAGGACCUGAACGUCACACUGUACACGAAGUACCCAAAGAAGGAGCUGUUUCCAGACGGGCAGGAGGUGCUUUGGGACAGCAGGAGAGGCUUCAUCGUGCCGAGUCACCUGAUCAGCUAUGCCGGCGUGGUCUUCUGCCAAACACGCAUCUCCAACCAGACCUUCCAGUCCUCCCUCUACAUCGUCGCAGUCGUAGGAUACAGGAUCUAUGAGCUGACAGUCAGCCCCGCCCAGCAGAGGCUGGCCGUGGGGGAGAGGUUCCAGCUGAACUGCACUGCCCGCACUGAGCUCAACGUAGGCAUCGACUUCCAGUGGACCUACCCACAGAGCAAGGUCCAUUCGAACGUAUCAGAGACUCGUUUCCAUAAGAAGAAGCUGUGGGACUCACUGGAGCUCUCCAGCGCCCUCAUCCUGGAGAAUGUGACCAUCAACGACACCGGAGAGUACGUUUGCUCUGCCUCCAGCGGUCAGAUGAGCAAAUCCAGCAGGGCCACUCUGGUGGUGUAUGAAAAGCCCUUCAUCAUACUGAAUGAGCAGGCUGUGUGGACUGUGGAGGCCACUCUAGGUGACAGAAUGGUGAAGAUUCCUGUGAAGUAUGACGCCUAUCCACAACCUGAAGUGAAGUGGCUGAAGAACGGGCAGCCAGUGAGCCGUGAGGAGCAGAAGUACAGGGUGAAGCUGGAGAAGGACGCUCUGAGCAUCUAUGAAGUGUCUGAGAGGGACUCUGGGAACUACACCGUGGUUCUGAGGAACCCCACUACCAAGCAAGAGCAGAGGCGGUCCUUCCAGCUGCUCAUCAACGUCCCUCCCCAGAUCUUUGAGAAGGAGGUGCUGGAGGAUGGGGACGUGCACAUGUUCGGCAGCAGCCCCACCCUCCGCUGCACGGUGCGGGGACGCCCCUCCCCCAUCUCCGUCCAAUGGCAGUGGAUGCCCCUCGAGGACUGCCCUCUCGAUUUCCUGUCAGGAGGCUGGAGGUCAGAGGUCAUACAGAAGGAGUGCGCAAAAUGGAGAGACAUUACAAACAACACUGGGCAGAAUCCCAUCGACAGCCUGACAACUGACACCGACCGUUUCCACAAGCAGACUGUUAGCUCUUUGAAGAUCCAGAAGGCUCAGGUCCACGCCCUGUACAGGUGCAUCGCAUCAAACAAAGCCGGCCGUGAUGAGAGAGUCAUCUUCUUCCAUGUGACACGGGGGUUCGAGCUCAGUCUCUGGCCGUCUGCAGAGCCUCAGGAGCAGGCCGAUGUGGUUCUGCAGUGUAAGGCCGAUAAGCUGAUCUACACUAACCUGCGCUGGUUCCGGCUGGGCGGGGGGGAGUGGGACUGGAGCUCCGCCCCCUUCCUGCCCGUGCAGCCCUGCCGCGGCCUCGCCCUGCCCCCGCAGCCCCUCCCCCAGGCCCUCCUGUCUGGCCUGCAGGGCACCAACGUCACCCUGGACCUCCCGCUCUCCAACCUGUCCCUCCGAGACCAGGGCCUGUACGUCUGCCAGGUGGAGAACAUCAAAACCAGGGAGAGCACCUGCCUGCUGCACCGCCUGGCUCUCAGAGCUCUUGAGCCAUCCAGGAUCCUGGCGAACCUGACGGACCAGAGAGUGAACAUGAGUGACACAACCACACUUGUGUGUGACGUGACUGGAACGCCAACGCCCACGGUCCUGUGGACCAAAAACAACAAGACCCUCCUGGAGGGACCAGGAGUGGUCCUGAGUCGGGCGAAUCGAACCCUGACCAUCCAGCGUGUGAAGCAGGAGGACAGUGGGCUGUACACCUGCCGGGCCUGUAACAGCCUGGGCUGCGAGGCCACCAGCGCUGAGAUCCACGUGGAAGGUGCGGAGCAGAAGACCAACGUGGAACUGAUCGUGCCCAUUGGCUCAGUGGUGAUCGCCAUGUUCUUCUGGCUAAUCAUCGUCUUCGUCAUCCGCAGCAGGAAAAGGCCUGGCCAUGGGGACCUGAAGCCAGGGUACCUGUCAAUCAUGGUGGACUCUGAGGAGCUGCCCAUGGAUGAGCACUGCGAGCGCCUGACCUACGACCCCAACAAGUGGGAGUUCCCCCGAGACCGACUAAAGCUAGGGGAGCCCCUGGGGCGAGGGGCGUUUGGCCAGGUGGUGGAGGCGGCAGCGUUCGGCAUUGAGAAGGCCUCCACCUGCACCACCGUGGCGGUGAAGAUGCUGAAAGAGGGCGCCACCUCCAGCGAGUACAGGGCCCUGAUGUCCGAGCUGAAGAUUCUCAUUCACAUCGGCCAUCAUCUCAAUGUGGUCAACCUUCUGGGAGCUUGCACCAAGCCAGGCGGCCCUUUGAUGGUAAUUGUGGAAUACUGCAAAUAUGGAAAUCUCUCCAGCUACCUGAAGAGCCAGCGGGCUGCCUAUGUGCCUUUUAAGAGGAGGCCCCACAGGGAGGCAGCAGGCAGGCUCCUGGGGGGGGAGGACGCGCAGGAGAGUGACCUGGGUUUGGGAGUCAGCUCUCCCCUGGACACCUGCUUCAGCGAGGACUCCGCCCCAGGACUGGAGCCCCAUGAAAGUAAGGCCACAGACAGGGCCACCUUGACCAUGGAAGACCUGAUCAGCUACAGCUUCCAGGUGGCCAAAGGCAUGGAGUUCCUGUCCUCUCGCAAGUGCAUCCAUCGAGACCUUGCUGCCAGGAACAUCCUCCUCUCUGAGAACAAUGUGGUGAAGAUCUGUGACUUCGGCCUGGCGAGGGACGUCUACAAAGACCCUGACUAUGUCAGGAAAGGAGACGCCCGGCUGCCCCUGAAGUGGAUGGCUCCAGAGACCAUUUUUGACCGUGUUUACACCACACAGAGUGAUGUUUGGUCCUUUGGAGUCCUGCUGUGGGAGAUCUUCUCUCUGGGGGCCUCUCCAUAUCCUGGCGUCGGCAUCGAUGAGUCCUUCUGCCGGAGGCUGAAAGAGGGAACGCGCAUGAGAGCACCGGAGUACGCCAGUCCAGAGAUUUACCAGACCAUGCUGGAAUGCUGGUUGGACAGACCCACAGACAGGCCAACCUUCGCUGAGCUGGUGGAGCAUUUAGGAAACCUGCUCCUGGCCAGCGCACAACAGGAUGGGAAGGAUUACAUUCCUGUGACUACAGUGGAAGGAGGGUGUGGCAUGUCCUGCAAGCGCCCCAUUGGUGGCACUGACCGCCAGCUCCUGUAUGACAAUGCCCCGCCCCUCAGGUUCCCGCUGAGUGACGGGUGCAGCCAACCUGUAAGUGAAGAGCCAUUUGAUCGAUUGGUGGAACACACCGUUGCCGUGGAUGUACAGAAGGACAGUGGAGUGGACCCCUCAUCUCAAACUCCCAAUUUCAGUCCUCUGCUGCACUAUAAGAGCCAGGAGUCUCUGGCCUCUGAAUCGUCCAAUCAGACGAGCGGCUACCAGUCGGGGUACCACUCUGAUGACGCAGAUGCGCCGCUCUACGCCAACGAGGAGAUGAUCCUGAAGAAGAGCGUCUUUAAAGUUCCGCUAAAGAGCGCUAGCAAGUACAGCACUGAGGUCCGGUACAGCGCACCCCCAGUGUAGACCCCCCACCCCAACCCUAAACUCACCCCCACCCCCAGUGUUACAGACCCCACUGUUACUGACCCUAGUGUAACAGACCCCACUGUUACUGACCCGAGUGUAACAGACCCUAGUGUAACAGACCCCACUGUUACUGACCCGAGUGUAACAGACCCUAGUGUAACAGACCCCACUGUUACUGACCCGAGUGUAACAGACCGUAGUGUAACAGACCCCACUGUUACAGAACCCAGUUUUACUGACCCGAGUGUAACAGACCCUAGUGUAACAGACCCCGCUGUUACUGACCCGAGUGUAACAGACCCUAGUGUUACAGACCCCAGUGUUACUGACCCGAGUGUAACAGACCCUAGUAUAACAGACCCUAGUGUAACAGACCCCAGUGUUACUGACCCGAGUGUAACAGACCCUAGUGUUACAGACCCCAGUGUUACUGACCCGAGUGUAACAGACCCCAGUGUAACAGGCUGAGAGGGCUUACUUAUUUCAGGGCAUCGCAGGGCUUCCUGUAGUCAUGCGUAACUAGGCCCUGACUCACCCCCUCCCACUUUGAGCUAAUCAGACCCUGAGACAGUUUCCCAGCAGUGUAAAAGUUUCCCCAGGAGUGCAAAAGUUUCCCCAGGUGUGUAAAAGUUUCCCCAGGAGUGCUAGAGCUUCCCCAGGAGUGCUAAAGUUUCCCCAGGAGUGUAAAAGUUUCCCCAGGUGUGUAAAAGUUACCCCAGGAGUGUAACAGUUUCCCCAGGUGUGUAAAAGUUACCCCAGGAGUGUAACAGUUUCCCCAGGUGUGUAAAAGUUACCCCAGGAGUGCUAGAGCUUCCCCAGGAGUGCUAAAGUUUCCCCAGGAGUGUAAAAGUUUCCCCAGGUGUGUAAAAGUUACCCCAGGUGUGUAAAAGUGGAGAUCAGGCUGUGGAACAGAUCACCAUGCGCCAUGCAGUUUGCAGCUAAUGAGAAAUGCGAUGGGCUCAGAAUCACGUGUUGUCAUUGCGCUGGAUUCCCACAGUAAAAAUGCUUUACUCUGCAUUGCACUGCACUUCAUCCAGGGGGAAAUUACUCUUCAAACUGCAGGAAGUUGAUGUGGUUAUGAUUAUAAAUAUUAUUAUGAUUUUAUGUUUAUGAAAGAAAAAUGUGUAAUUCUUUGAUGUAUUUAACUUCUUUAUGUUAAACUCUUCCUCAGUUCAGCAAUACACACACAUACACACACAUAUACACUCACACACACACGCAUGCACACACACACACACACACACAGAAUAAUAACAGAUGUCGCAUUAAUGUUUAUUCUAGAAAUAAAUGUAAUAUAUUCUGUUGAAAUAAAAUACGAAAUAUAA
This is a messenger RNA of Anguilla anguilla (European eel), 5555 nucleotides long. RefSeq names its product kinase insert domain receptor (a type III receptor tyrosine kinase) (gene kdr). The coding region runs from base 223 to 4227 and encodes 1334 amino acids. The record is from RefSeq and is a predicted model, not a curated record. Gene Ontology annotation, cellular component: signaling receptor complex; membrane. The transcript is spliced from 30 exons. Gene Ontology annotation, molecular function: ATP binding; vascular endothelial growth factor receptor activity; growth factor binding. Gene Ontology annotation, biological process: vascular endothelial growth factor receptor signaling pathway; positive regulation of angiogenesis; protein phosphorylation. Lineage: Eukaryota; Metazoa; Chordata; Actinopteri; Anguilliformes; Anguillidae.